GUAAGUGAAGUCCAGAGGGAAAAGAGCCAGCCUUAAUUUUCUCUUCUUUUAAUUCUAGCCUCAGAAUGUUGAUCACUGUUCUCCUAGUCCUUCUUUGUGCCUCCACCUCUGCCAAGGCCUCUCAGGUGAAGGCCUCUUCUUACAAUGGAGAGUAUGGAGGUAGUGGAGGAAAGCGAUUCUCCCAUUCUGGCUACCAGCUGGAAGGCCCUAUCACUGCCCUCCGUAUUAGAGUCAACAAAUAUUAUAUUGUAGGUCUACAGGUGCGUUAUGGAAAAGUGUGGAGUGACUUCGUGGGUGGCAAGUCUGGAGACCUUGAGGAGAUCUUUUUGCACUCUGGGGAGUCAGUGAUCCAGGUGUCUGGCAAAUACAGUUCCUACCUGAGGAAGCUGGUCUUUGUGACAGACAAGGGUCGUUACCUGUCUUUUGGGAAGGACACAGGCACAAGUUUCAAUGCCCUCCCUUUGUACCCCAACACUGUACUCCGAUUCAUCAGUGGCCGAUCUGGGUCCUUCAUCGAUGCCAUUGGCCUGCACUGGGACAGUUACCCCAGUGACUGCAGCAGCUGCUAAGCCUAUCUCCUCCAAGGCAGGGUCAUGAAAACUCGACCACUAAACCCCACCCAAAUGGCUUAAUAAAAGGACAUUGCUAACA
Molecule: messenger RNA, 651 nt
Organism: Cavia porcellus (domestic guinea pig)
Lineage: Eukaryota; Metazoa; Chordata; Mammalia; Rodentia; Caviidae
Gene: Zg16
Product: zymogen granule protein 16
Exons: 3
Coding region: 66-569 (167 amino acids)
Source: RefSeq, a predicted model, not a curated record